UAUGCAUGCCCUUCUUUCAUUGAUUCUUCCAUUCCGUCCACUUCAGAGGCAACUAGCUUCUGCAGGAAGGCUUCUAUUGAUUCUUCUCAACAUUUUAUUUUCAAAUAUAUUCCUAAAGAAUAACCAGAAGAAUUACAAUAAGGAGCUUGAAAGAAUGUUGGGCCUAAUGGAAUCGCAGUCUGUGCUUCUCUGGAACAGUUUGCCGAUUCCCCUGAAACCGGCGACGACGAUCUCCACUUCCUUUGCUCCAGCCCUAACUCCUCGAAGACGUCUAACGACUUCGGCAUCAGCCAUCUCAUCGGAGUUAACUUCGAAACCAGAGACAUCCAAGUCGAUCCCAGCCACAUCAUCUGCAAAGUCAUUUGUCUCGACUACUCCGCUCAUUCAUGCGGUGAAAAAUCUAGGGUUUCGACCCACUCCAAAACUGGGGCUUCUGUCUCUCUUGUUUUCACUCUCCAUGGCUUUUGGUGCAUUCUUUUCAGUGGCUUUGGUAUCUGUUCCAACUGUAAUUGCUUUUGGAAGAUUAGGAGCUUCAAUGAAAAAAUUGUCUAAAGUUGCCUCAGAAGAGGUACCGGGAACUUUAUCUUCUCUCAAACUUUCUAGUAUGGAGGUGAACGACUUAGCUCAAGAACUUAGAAAUCUCAGGCAUGAAAUUUCUGGAAUUCGCACGGUAGAGAAUGACAGAGACACUAGAGAUGCAAGAUCCUUCCGGAACAAGGACUCAAUAUCCUAAUUCUGAAUAUCCCCAAUUGCCUAGAUAACCACUACGUUCUCCUGCACACCCCAACCAAAAAAAAAAAAAACUAUAUCUCUGAACUUACCGCCAUGUGGGAAUUGCUGAAUGCUUGUCAGGCCUGUUCGUUCAUCUGGUUCAGUUGAAAAUGAAGCAGCUAGUGAACUCAAAUUAAAGGAAACCAUUGGUUCUUUUGAGUUUGGUGCUGUAAUUGCAAAAUGCUGAGAAAAGCUGAUCGUGUAUAGUGUUUCUUUUCGUAGUGGGAUUAGUUUCCACGCUUCUCCUGAACCUUUAAUUGCAAGAUGUUUCAUUAUCCAUAUACAUAAAUACACGAAAAAAGAUAUGAUCAUGUUGUGCAUCUCAGGAAUUCUUUGUUUUUUUUUUGACUUGAUGCAAUUCUGGUUACAGAAGACUUGUACUUAUUACUCAACAAAUCAAACCAUAUGAAUAUUCACAGUUUUGCAUA
Neltuma alba is the source of this 1199-nucleotide messenger RNA. RefSeq lists its product as uncharacterized. The transcript has 4 exons. The record is from RefSeq and is a predicted model, not a curated record. Bases 2 to 733 code for a protein of 243 amino acids. NCBI's taxonomy places the organism in Eukaryota, Viridiplantae, Streptophyta, Magnoliopsida, Fabales, Fabaceae.